This is a messenger RNA of Papaver somniferum (opium poppy), 1193 nucleotides long. RefSeq names its product probable xyloglucan endotransglucosylase/hydrolase protein 5. Gene Ontology annotation, molecular function: hydrolase activity, hydrolyzing O-glycosyl compounds; xyloglucan:xyloglucosyl transferase activity. The record is from RefSeq and is a predicted model, not a curated record. Bases 97 to 1011 code for a protein of 304 amino acids. Gene Ontology annotation, biological process: cell wall biogenesis; xyloglucan metabolic process. NCBI's taxonomy places the organism in Eukaryota, Viridiplantae, Streptophyta, Magnoliopsida, Ranunculales, Papaveraceae. The transcript is spliced from 4 exons. Gene Ontology annotation, cellular component: cell wall; apoplast.
UCUGUCUCUUUCUCAUUCCACUACCAUUCCAAAUUUCUUAUUCUCUGUUCAGAUAACUGGUUCUCGAAAGAGUUCAUUAACCGACCGAGCCUGGAAAUGGUCGACUUUUCACACAAUAUGAAGCGUAGUAGACGUCUACAAAUGUGUCUACUUCUGGUCUGUUGUUUCUCUGUAAUUGGGAUGACAAUGGGUGCUACACCACCGAAGGCAAUGAAUGUGCCAUUCUCAAAGAACUAUAUGCCUACAUGGUCUCCCGAUCACAUCAAGUAUUUCAAUGGUGGGAAAGAGAUUCAGCUUCACCUUGAUAACUGGACGGGUGCCGGAUUUCACUCAAAAGAGUCUUAUUUGUUUGGAUACUUCCACAUGCACAUUAAGCUGGUGGCAGGGGACUCGGCUGGUACUGUAACUGCAUUUUUUCUAUCUUCAAACAAUAAUGAACAUGACGAGGUAGACUUUGAGUUCUUAGGGAACAGGACAGGGCAACCCUACAUUUUGCAGACAAAUGUCUUCACAGGUGGUAGCGGUAACAGGGAGCAGCGGAUCAACCUCUGGUUCGACCCAACCAAGGCCUACCACACCUAUUCUGUCCUCUGGAACGAUUUUCACAUCACAUUCUUCGUGGAUGAUAUCCCAAUCAGAAUUUUCAAGAACAAUAAAAAACUAGGAGUGAAAUAUCCUUUCAACCAACCCAUGAAGUUGUACUCGAGUUUAUGGAACGGUGAAGACUGGGCAACCAGGGGUGGACUCGAAAAGACUGAUUGGUCAAAAGCACCUUUUAUAGCUUCCUACAAGGGAUUCCACAUUGACGGUUGCGCAACAUCAGUGAAUGCCAAAUUCUGUGCAACAAAAGGGAAGAUGUGGUGGGAUCAGCAGAAGUAUCGAGACCUUGAUGCUGCUCAGUAUAGGAGGCUCAUGUGGGUUCGUAGGAAAUUCACAAUCUACAACUACUGUACUGAUAAAGUCAGGUUCCCCAAAAUGCCUAUCGAGUGCAAAGCAGACAAGGAUGCUUAAUUGAACACCCUUCUUUAUUCGCACAAAAUGUAGUCUUGAUUUCCCGUUCCAUUUUUCAUUUCAUUGAUUCUACUUGUAUUUGUGUAUUUAUUAUUUUUCUGCCCACAUUCUUUCUCUCCCUAAUAAUAAUUUGUAUGUAUUGUAUCUCUGUCUACAUUAAUUGAUUGCACAUCACAUUUUGA